AUGGAGCAAGGACACACGACUUUAGAGAGGGGUGUGAGCUGUCCGGGGCGACCGAGAGAGCACCAGCAGUACCAGCAGGACGUCCCAGACUCAGAUGCAUCAUGGAGCAAAUCAUCCGAAUUCAACAAAGACCAGAUGAGCCGGAAAACAAGCCUCGAGCACACCUCCCCUUUGGCCUCCUCCCUCGUCUCUCUCUCCAGCUCUGUGGCGACUGGACUUCACCGCAGCGUUUGCAAAAGUAACAGAAACUCGAGCCGUGUGCCUGGCUCGAGUGGGGUGCGAGGAGACAAGUUAGAUUCAAAAACUCAUGGUGGAAGUACAGCAACUGCAGUGAAAGAGCUCUGGCGUGGACAAGACUUGACUCGCAGCACCAGUUUGUCUGAGAAAGAGCUGAAAGAAGCAAGAGUCAGAAGUCAAAUCAUCGCCGCUCAGCUCACUGUCCCCUCCAAAUCCACCUCAAGAGGAGUCCAGCUCUUCAACCGGCGCCGGCAAAGAGUAAACGCUUUUACUUUGGAGAGUGGCCGUAGGGCAGGGUCACGCGAGGAUAAUGUGACACCCAACAUCUCGUCUAACAAGCUGACAUGGGCCGAGAGAAGCAGUGAGGAGAAGGAUUUGAACUUAAAGAAUAGCACCGGUGUUGACGCCAAAAAGAAGAUGAGCAAAUCAAUCCCUGAACCGUCCACAGAGGAAGAGCUGAUGGCUUUGGGUGCAGAGGCAUCAAACUUUCUUGCAAAAGAGGAGGUUAAAGAAGAGGCUGCCAAAUCACCGGAGUGGGCUUCUAGCUUAAAGUCAUCUAGAACAAGGCCGAGGGCAGAGCACAGGCCAGAGCAGGCACUUACAAAUGUGGCAGGGAAAGGGGCUGAGCUAUUUGCCAAGCGCCAGUCAAGAAUGGAUAAAUAUGUUGUUGAGAAUCCAAAACCAGCGCAUCAGCGAUCUCCUUCACCCACAAUGUCCCUACCUCCGUCUUGGGUUUAUCCAUCCAACAUGCCAGGAAGGGUUAAAGCCAUUGCUAAGAACUCAGAAAUGUCUGCUCAGCUUACUCAAAACCUAAUAGCCCAACAAGCUGCCAAGCAAAAGCCCAAGCCAAAAGUGCCAACAGCCCAGCAAGCUCCACAGCCUGCUCCUCCACCUGCUCUGAAUGAGAAUGGAUGCUCCAAAAUAGAAAUGGACUUGUCAAGACAUCGACCAUACCAGCUCGACUCCUCUCUCUUCAUCCUCAAGCCAGCGCAACCAGACCCUUUGAGCACCCUGCCCAGAGGAGCACCUACAGCAAAAAACAUAAUGCGCUCCCAAUCGCUUCCCAGACAGUCUUCUAUGCCCAGCAACCCACUUUCUCCAUACCGAAGUCAGGGCAUGCCUCCUCCACUGGCAAUGAGUCCGUGUGCAGGGCUCCUAGACGCUCAGCAGAGGAUCAGCUCUCCGGCUUUCUCCCCAGAGCGAGUGGCUUCUCCUCGCACAGGCACCCAGGCACCGAGACCCACUUUCUCAGCCAGGAAAGCAGGUCUCGAAGGACAGACACAAAAAGAGUCCCUGAAUAGCACUUCAAAGGAGUCUCCAGCACCCCGGGCAGGGGCCAGCCUCACACGGCGCUUCAGCAGCCCUGCAGACCCUUCCACGGUUGUCUGGAGUCCAGCCCGGCCCUCUGUCUUCUCCCCUGUUUCCACCCCCAGAGGCAGCAGGUGUCAGUCCCCUUUGGAGACUCACAGUGUCCAGUACAGACCACCCCAGACCCCCACAAGCCCAUCUCCCUGGGGAUCACGAUGUCAAUCCCCAGCAAACACACAGGGUCCCACCAGCCCCACUUUCAGGCCCACUCAAACAACCACAUCUCCCCUUCCUUCCCCCUGGGGGUCAAGGUGCCAGUCUCCCAUGAUGACCCAAUUUCAAACGUCCACUGCAUUCACAUCAAGACCCUCACAAACAGCCACCUCCCUGGUGUCACCUCCAUGGGCAACCAGGAGCAAAUCCCCAGUUGGGAACCACAAUCCACCAGCUCUCCUCACUGUUUUAAAACCUGCACACACCUCUCCUGUGUCUCCUCCCUGGGGAUCAAGAAGCCAGUCCCCUAUGGUGAAUCACACUGUGUCCUCAUCCCGAGCGUCGAACACUACAGCCACUUCCCCAUUCUCUCCCUGGGGCUCCCGUUGCCAGUCUCCAGCCCUCUCCCAGAGUAGUCUGCCCUUCUCUCCCAAACCUUUGAACAGAUCUGCUGCCUCUUCUCCAGUACCCGCAUCUAAAGACACCCGCUGCAUGUCUCCCAUUGUCUCCAACACAGACACAAAGGCUAACCACCGCCUCCUUGCAAAGAACAUCAUCAAUGCAGCUAAGCGGAAGAACAGUGUUUCUCCUGGGGCCCUGAGUGGCCAGAGUCUCCCCAUCACCCCGAUGGGCACCACUCAUCAUGGCUUUGACUCUCACAAACCUCCCAUGAGCCCCUUCCACAGCCGCCCCUUAGGAGCCCAGUCGCCCACCUUCACUAGUCCCCCUCCCACCCCAACACAGGUGUGCUCCCCAGCGCGCCUGUACAACACACGUUCCCUCACUGACUCAGAUGCUUCAGUGGAGUCUGAGGACUCGGGUCUGCGCUCGCCUGGUCUCUAUUACAACUCUCUGCCCAGGGGUUGGGGGGGAAGCCUGAGGGUGAAGAGGUCCACUGUGUCCACCGACCUGUGA
Knipowitschia caucasica is the source of this 2673-nucleotide messenger RNA. Lineage: Eukaryota; Metazoa; Chordata; Actinopteri; Gobiiformes; Gobiidae. The record is from the annotation of a GenBank genome assembly.